AUGGCGAUUCCCAUGGAAAGGUUGGGCGGACGCGCCCUGCACUCGGCUGAUAAUGACGAUGUCGAGCGCGAAUAUGACAGACUGCGCGACUUGGCUCGCGCCGAGAACGACAAGGCUCACCAGGCGUCCAAGAGAUCUCAAGAUGCCUUCCACUCGGGCGACCACGAUGCCUCCCAAAAGUACUCCCGGGAGUCCAAGCAACACUAUGCCAAGCGCGACGACUACAACCGCCAGGCGUCCGACUACAUCUUCCGCGAGAACAAUGCUCAGGGCAAGAUCGACGGAGACUCAAUCGACCUUCACGGCCUCUAUGUUGAGGAAGCAGAGCGUAUACUGGAGGAGCGUAUUCGCGCCGAUCAGCGACGAGGCCAGGAGCACUUGCAUGCCAUUGUGGGCAAGGGAAACCACUCCAAUGGCCACGUCCAGAAGAUCAAGCCCAAGGUGGAAGAGGUGUGCAGGGAAUUGGGCUUGAAGUACAGGACAGAAGAGAACGCAGGCAGGAUAUAUAUCAACCUGCAGGGCGGAGAACCCGUGAAGCCUGGCCAGCAUGGCGGCGGCGGAUAUGGAGGACCGACUGGCAAUGGUGGGCAACAUCAGCAGCAGCAGCAGCAGCAGCACGGUGGGCAAUACCACGGUGGGCAGCCACAGCAACAACAUGGAAAUCAGCAACAGAACGAGAUGGAGGAGAUGGUUGGCAAACUGCUGCCCAAGAUUUUGCGCAAGUUGGAAAAGGCUUGCUGUACGGUUAUGUGA
This is a messenger RNA of Metarhizium brunneum ARSEF 3297, 753 nucleotides long. RefSeq lists its product as uncharacterized. NCBI's taxonomy places the organism in Eukaryota, Fungi, Ascomycota, Sordariomycetes, Hypocreales, Clavicipitaceae. The record is from RefSeq and is a predicted model, not a curated record.